Eublepharis macularius is the source of this 3985-nucleotide messenger RNA. RefSeq names its product rhomboid domain containing 2 (gene RHBDD2). Gene Ontology annotation, cellular component: membrane. Gene Ontology annotation, molecular function: serine-type endopeptidase activity. NCBI's taxonomy places the organism in Eukaryota, Metazoa, Chordata, Lepidosauria, Squamata, Eublepharidae. Bases 13 to 1077 code for a protein of 354 amino acids. The transcript has 4 exons. The record is from RefSeq and is a predicted model, not a curated record.
GGGCGCUGAAGGAUGGAGCGGAUCCCUGUGGCGACCUGCCUCACUGUGUUGCUUUCCUUGCUGGUCUCCGGACCGGGGCUGCUGCGGAGGGGCGAAGAAGUGGCGCCCGAAGACUCUGCCCUCUCCCUGCGGCCUGAGGCCUUGUGGGAGUGGCAAGUUCAUAGGCUGGUGACAUACAUCUUUGUAUAUGAGGAUGUGAUCUCCUUGGUGUGUGGUGUUGUCAUCAUUUGGUACUUUGCCAGUGGCUUUGAGAAGAACAUGGGUACUGUGAAACACUGCUUCUGCACUGUGGCCUUUGCCAUUUCCUCAGCCCUGUUGUACAUAUUGCUCCGGGCCAUUGUAUCUAGAUUCCUGGAAACAGAAGAUGCCAAAGGAUUCAUGCCUGUGGCUUUUGCUAUGCUUGGUGUCUCCAUCACCCGCUCCCGAAUGAAAAGGACAAUGCUCUUUGGAUUCUACUUCUCUAUGUUGCUUAUACCAUGGCUCCUGCUUUGUGUGUCGUGCCUUAUUCCACACUCCUCUCCCCUGGGGAAUAUCUCUGGCCUCGUAAUUGGGGAAAUCUAUGGCUACGGCUACUGUUUUGGCUUGGAUCUGCCUGAAUCAGCGGUCUCUCGGCUGGACCAGAAGUUCCCUUUCCGACUACUGAAGAGAAUAAAAGGACUGAAGUAUGUUCCAGGGUCUCUGGCUGAAAGAAGAGCUUCUCAGAGUAGAAAGCUGAAUCCAGUGCCAGGGUCAUAUCCCACUCAGAGCUAUCACAGUUCUCCUCCUUCCGCCGUGCCCAUCAUUCAAAUGCACCCUAACGCUCAUGCCUUGGGAUCACGGCCACAGUACCCACUGGGUCACCCAAAUGCACCUGUGCCGAACCCAGCCACUGGAGCCUUCGGAGAGUUGUACAUCCAGCACCACUUUCACACUCCUGCAGGGUCCUCCUUUUCCUCCCCCUUUUCUCAGCAUCUGGGAGUGCCAGAAGUGCCUAAGAUGACAGAUCAUACAGUAUCCGGAAUCCACCAAACGGCAACAUUUCCAACAACAGGAGCAGUUUCAGGAACUGCAGACUUUUGUCGGGUUCACGUUGGUUGACUGCAGCAGGCAGCUGGAAUUUUUUUUUUUUUUUACUGCUUCAUGUGAGGGUCAGCACAAAGUGCCUUGCUGAAUUAGGCACCUCCUCCCGAGGAAGAAGGGGUUUUGAAUGUCCAGAUAGGGUCCAGAAGAGCAGAGACGACCUCUCCUUGCAUCAAGUGGUGAUAUUCUCUUGACUCUUCCAUCAGUGCACUGUAAAUGUUCCUGAUGCAGUUCUCUGUGGCUGCCCCACAAGGAUUGCACUUAAACUUCUUUUGGAGUAUUGCUGAGAGUUUAUAGAGAGUCAUCUUUAGAAGGAUCUGGAUGGGGUGGGAUAUUGUUAAUCUUUUUACUAAGUGUCUGCUUCUCUUCAGUUGGAAUCUGUCCUGAAUCUUUGAAAUGAGGUGGGAUAAAGGGGUAACAGUCAUGAUGUGGAGUGUUAUCUGGCAGGCCCUGGUGAAGAUUACCCUUCCCUCAGUUAGGUUACUCCUGUCCAACAUGGUUCAGUGAGCCUUUUGUCAUAAUGCUGUGACUUAAGCCCAUGAAGCUGCCUUAUACUGAAUCAGACCCUUGGUCUGUCAAGGUCAGUAUUGCCCGCUUGGGCUGGUAGCAGUUCUCCAGUUGAGAUCUUUCACAUCACCUGUUUCCUGGUCCUUUUAAGAGAGGAUUGAACCUGGGACCUUCUGUAUGCAAAGCAGAUGUUCUGCUGCUGGGCCCCAAUGGUACUGCUGGUUAAUUUCCUACUGGUGAGUUCUUGAGGUGACUUGCAACAACUUGUAACUGAGCCCAACUCUGAUUUUAUCAAAGACCAGUACAGGUUGUAUAAAAAAGGCAGACUGCAUGCUGCUUAAAUUAAUGCUCUGAGCUAAGCAAUUCCUCAUACCAGAUGUGCUUGGAACCUCUUCCACCACUCUGGUUUCUCCUGUAAACAAGAGCAGACCUGGGAAAAAUCUUUACUACGUUAAUUGAGUAAACGUGUUCCAGACGACUCACCGAUUAUCCCAGAGCAGAGGCAUGAUAGUGCGCCCCUAGUGAGGAUAAGCAGAGAGUCGUUCCUGUCUGCAGCCACCGGAUCCAGACCCAAAGGGGCCAGAACGGGCCACUGCCCACGCACGAGACUGCCAGGGCGCCUGCAUCCUCUCUUCCCUGUGCUCCUGGCCUUUCCACCUGCCAGAUGGGUGCAGGAGCGCCCUGGGCAGCUGCCUCCUCCUCCCCACCCAGCCAUUCCACCCACCCGAUGGCGCAGGAGUGCUCCGGGCAGCUGCCUCCUCUUCUCUCCUGCCUUUCCACCUGCCCAAUGGAUGUAGGAGCGCCCCGGGCAGCUGCUGCCUCCCCCCACUCCCUUUUCCACCUCUCAAGAGCCCCGGGUGCCUGCCUCCUCCUUCCCCCUCCUGGCCUUUCCCAUUCCCUCAGAGACCAGGUCUACUUUCCCUUUCCUUGGCUGGGCUGGUAGGCCUGGCUUCUGGACUUGCCAGGUAGACCUGGCCUCUUUAUAGGGCUAGACCCAGAGAUGCCAGGUCUCUUGCCCCCCUCCCCAGCACUCCUUGCCUCUGUAGGUACCCAAUUUGGCAUCGAUUGGGGUUGAAUCGGGCAUCUGUGGGGCACAGGAGCAUGCCGUGGGGCUUGUCGCCCCCUGCCCCCACGUUCCUUGCUCUGCAGCCAGCUGUGGGACACAGAGCAUGCCAGGGCCCUUGCUGCUCCCCCCCACCCCAGCAGUGCUCCUCACCUCUGCAGUCAGCUGCAGGGACGAAUUGGGCGGCUGUCGGUCACAGGAGUGCUCCAGGGCCCAUGCUGCCCUCAGCAGCGCUUCCACUCUCUGGAGCUGCCCAAUGCGGCCAUGGAAGCGGCAGAGAGGCCCUGCAUGGCAGCACCGCUCUCCCAAGGCCCCGCAGCAGGGGCCCUGCAAAAUCAGUUUUCUAGAGCCCGUUGUAUUUUUUCUCACAACAGGCUCUAUUGCUAGUCUAGAAAUAAGAGGAUUUAGAGGUGGAGGCAAAUUACCCAUAUUUAACCUCAAACUACUUUAUACCUCAUUGGGAGCAUUGGCCUGCUAGCCUGCAGCACCAGCUAGUGGGCAGAUGUUCCCCGAAAGCUGUGAAAGCAGCUCAAGGGCUGUGUGCCAUUGAGAGCCUCCAGGUGGGCCCCUUCUAGGUCUCUGCCCACUUCCAAGGGCUCCAAGGGUGAUACUGCUUCUUCCCUUUCCCAGAGCCAAUCAGCCGGUUCCUAGUGCCCCAAAUUAUCACAGAGUUAGAGUGCUUUCCUUAGUGCAGUAAAUUAGGAUGGAGGAAAUCCGCCCCUCCCCUGUAACCCAUUAAUUGAAUGCCACAAGAUGUGCCACUGGCUACAGGCUACAUGACCAUGUAUAGAUGAACAGCUCUUACUAUCGGAGUGCCCAAUGGGCAGGCUUUCUCUUACACAGUGGAUGGUUAUUGACUUCCAGCUGCUCAAGGCAAAUUCAGUGCUCACAUGCAGCGCUAUCUGAAAGAGAUGUCUUAACAGAAACAACAUUUAGGCUAUGCUCUACUGUAGCAGUCCCUCCGUCCCCCUCCCUGCUUCAGAUUACAUGUGAUGAUUUAUCAGGGGUAAUUCACUGGAUCUAUGCACUAAAAGACUUUUAACAACUUAACAAGCUCCCAGCCUAGACAUUCACACCGAAGCCAUAAACCUGUUCUUAGGUGAUAUAAGUAAUCACUAUAAAUGCUUUGAAAGUACACUGCCUGUUUGCACUCCAGCUUCGACUGUAUGCAAGAGCAGGCCUUCAAAGCAUGUCAUGCAUCGUUCCCUCAACCUACUCAUGUCUGAAGGAGGGCCACCGGUUCUCAAAUAGAUCAAGAUCUCAAAUAGAUCAAGCCGCGUUAGUCUUGUGUUUGUAGCAGUAGAAAAGAGCAAGAGUCCAGUAGCGUCUGUAAGACUUAAUAAAAUUUGUGGCAGG